AUGUUCCGUAACGUCUGUUGGCCAAAAGAUCGUUCGCAGUUCUUACCCUCUUCUCUGUGGCCAUACAUCAAAAAGUUGGAAUUCAUAUACAAGUCCGACUAUAAGCAACCGUUGUGGGUCUCUCAAUCACGACAUGGACCAGCCAUGAAGUUGCUUUCUGCAGCUCUUCCACAUAUUCCUAACCUCGCAACGUUCGUUUAUUCACCGGAUUUUCCACCCAACUUCGAUCUCAUCGACGCAUUGGCGUCAACCCCUUCUCUUCACACCUUACACAUCCCAACUUCAUUCCUUGUUCACGACGCAUUGACAGUCUUCAAUUCCUUCCAUGGAGUCCAUGACCUCGUAAUCGAACAGGUCGGGAAGGCGACACUCUAUGAUGCUCCAGAAUCAAAGCGGUUGUUAUCUGUACAAUGUGUAGCUAACAUCAUUCAAGGAUGCAGCGAGACGCUAGAGUCCCUCGAGAUUCCUGGAGAGUACUGUCCAUUACCGAACCUUUUGCAGAGAAUAUCGCUGCCAGUGAUACGCAACUUCCUACUUACAGGAUUCCCGCCAUUAGAUUCGGAUUCUCAAAAUUAUCCCCUCUGGACCGUUGUGCAGUCGAUGCAGAAGUUAAAAGUCCUUGAGGUUCACUGUAGACUACGUGUAAUUGGUGCCUCACCUCACAGAUACGAGCUGCUGCCUCCGAAUGCUGCACAAGACCAAAGCAAUUUGUUUUCCUCGCGGAUUGAAUCCAUCACUAUCUCCAAUCCAUCCUUUUCAGACCAAAUCUUCAAAUUUUUGCCUCAUUCUCUAAGAAGUCUGGUCCUCGAUUUUAUUCCAGACUCUUGGGAGAAUAUGCUGCUGUCUGGAAACGAUACCAUGUUGGCUUAUCACAAACCCGAGAUGAUUGUUCUGCUGUUAAAAUCUCUGCCUUCAUCUCGCCCAAAUUUAGAGCAGCUCUGCAUCAAAAUGGGCUGGUGUGUUACUACAAAUAUGUUAGCAGGAAUCUACGAGUGUUUUCCAGGUCUCCGAGCAUUGGAAUUGCAGGGCAUCCGAUACUUCAAUCGCGCGGAAGAACCUGAAUCGGACAUGGCAGGGAUUGUGGCCGUCCUCGAACAGCUUGAGUUCCUUCAUACCCUAAAGCUAGCAGUGGAAUUUAAAGAAGACUCGUAUCGAGAGGGUUUGCGUCAAGAACGGAAAAUUGGAUCCGUGGAUGAGGCGAUGCAGCACUGGGCUAACAUAUUUCGGAAACGAAUCAAGUCUCUUCGUGACUUGGCAUUCGAGAAACGACGCCAUACAGGAAAAGGGUAUGGGCGACGAGCUGCCAUUGGGGCUCCUCUGUGGGUCUGGUUUUCAUGA
Molecule: messenger RNA, 1338 nt
Organism: Lentinula edodes (shiitake mushroom)
Lineage: Eukaryota; Fungi; Basidiomycota; Agaricomycetes; Agaricales; Omphalotaceae
Exons: 3
Coding region: 1-1338 (445 amino acids)
Source: RefSeq, a predicted model, not a curated record